Messenger RNA from Xenopus laevis (African clawed frog), 1202 nucleotides. Its product is annotated as taste receptor type 2 member 4. NCBI's taxonomy places the organism in Eukaryota, Metazoa, Chordata, Amphibia, Anura, Pipidae. The transcript has a single exon. The record is from RefSeq and is a predicted model, not a curated record. The coding region runs from base 2 to 919 and encodes 305 amino acids.
AAUGCUGCCAGAAUUGCGCUUAAUUUUUGCUAUCGCUCUCGUCAUAUCAUGGACAUGUGGGACUAUCCUAAACUCAUCCAUUUUAGCUGUGUAUCUCAGUGCCUGGAAGAAAGGAUUGGAUCUUGGUGCAUGCAAUCAAAUCAUCCUCACCAUGGCUUGCACCAAUCUACUCUUGCAGAAUAUUUUAACAUUUCAUCUGAUCUUCCUGAUUUAUCGGCUUUACAUUCUGUUUGCCAAAGAAAUAUUUUUAGCUGCUGCCUCCUUUAUAUUUAAUUUUUCAAUUUCUCUCUCAUUUUGGCUCACUGCCUGGCUCACCAGCUACUAUUGUGUGCGACUGGUCGACUUCUCCAAUAGAUUCUUUUUUCGAUUAAAGACAGGAAUUUCCAGCGUGGUUACAUACUGGCUUCUGGGAACAGUGGUGACUCUGUUCAUUAUUCAAGUGCCAUUGAUUUGGAAACUAGAAAUAAGAACCUACCAAAAUCGAACUACUAUUUAUAAUAACGUGAACAAAAAUUUUGAACUUAUGUUGUGUAAUGCCAUAUUCGCUUGCUUCCUUCCAACUAGUAUAACUUCCUUCUGUAUUGGACUCAGUCUGAUGUCCCUUCUGAGACAUGUUUGGAGGAUGAAGCAGAAUACUUCUGAGUUCUGGAAUCCUCAGCUGAAGAGCCAUAUUAAAGCUUGCAGGACAAUGAUUCUACUUUUGACUGUAAACGUGAUAUUCUUUCUGGCUAUUUUUAUUUCUUCGCUGAAGCUCGAAUAUACCAGGCAAUACAUAUCCUGGUUUAUUAUGUUGUCAAUUCCCUCAGGCCAAGCCAUAAUUCUCUUGUUUGGGAACUCCAGGUUAGCGACUGUCUGGUCAAAGGUCUUGUGUUUUCAGAAAUUGGGUCAUAUGAAUGAUAUUGGUCCUACUUUAGAAUAAUUAUUAUGGUAUGCAAAAAAACAUUAGGACAAGAAAUAUCUCCUUCUCCAACUGUAGCUAAAUGAUCUCUUCCAGCAACAGAUUUAAGGAAACUUAACACGAUUUAUAUGUUUGCAUGUUAGUGGGAAAAUAGUAUAGAUAAAAGAAUAAUAAGAAAUAACAUAUACAGAGUUCAUAUCUCAUGGUUCGUUAGGGGCAUUAUUGAUCCGCCUAUGCAGUUUUUAUUUGUAAAGAUUUCUAUUGCUGGCUUCUACAGGCUACUAGUACAAUUUGUUAUCAUUUU